This is a messenger RNA of Acanthopagrus latus (yellowfin seabream), 1287 nucleotides long. RefSeq names its product cyclin-dependent kinase 2-associated protein 1. NCBI's taxonomy places the organism in Eukaryota, Metazoa, Chordata, Actinopteri, Spariformes, Sparidae. The record is from RefSeq and is a predicted model, not a curated record. The transcript has 4 exons. Bases 304 to 729 code for a protein of 141 amino acids. Gene Ontology annotation, cellular component: cytoplasm; nucleus.
AACGGGGGGAAAUCAAAGUAUCGGUCCGUUAAAUCGAGUGUUAAAUUCGGGGUCUCGGAGAAUACCUGGAGAAAGACCGUGUCUGUAGUUUUUGUCCAGUUAUAUAUAUAGGGUCAGAUCCUGGGAGCUAGGCUAAUUCAUAUCCGCCAUUAUUACUAAUGUAAAAGAGCGCCAUCCGCGAUAUCAGUCGGCCGACAAACACCGCCGGGAUGUGAGACGAGACGGCGGCGGUUCGUAAAAUGCGAUUCUCCGUCGUCCCGGGUCCUGGUCCCGCCGGGUGGGAGCCGUUACACGGUGACAAAAAUGUAUCACUUGUGUCUUCUUGAGCCAGCCUUGUUCCGUUUCCUCCAUGAUGCUCCUCGGUCGGAGCUGCUGAUUGAUCUGCCUCUCAGUAUUUUUAUGACUCUUCGAGGACAUCUCGCGUCGGAGGUUGGAAACCUCCAGUCUCCCUCAGCAGCUAACCUGGCCACGUUGCAGCAGUCCUACAGGCCGCUUCUGAGCGACUAUGGACCUCCAUCUCUGGGAUUCUCACAGGGCUCCUCUGGUAGUCAAGUGCCUCAGAACAAAUAUGCAGAGCUGCUGGCCAUCAUCGAAGAGCUCGGGAAGGAGAUCAGGCCCACGUACGCUGGAAGUAAGAGUGCAAUGGAAAGACUGAAAAGAGGAAUAAUCCACGCCAGAGGGUUGGUGCGCGAGUGCUUGGCUGAGACGGAGAGAAACGCGAGGUCCUAGCUGCGAGCCAACACUCCUCCCUGCAAGAAGAGCUAACAGCGUGUGUCUCAUGAAACAAAAUAAAUAACUUGCAUGGCAUUUCCUUCGACAAGAGGAAGUAAAUGAACAAAGGAUGGAUAAAGCGAGCUCCUAGAGAGAAAAAAUAACACAAUUCAUGACUCCUGACGGUUCUGCAGGAUCAUUUAAAUCAUGUGUGGGUUAUUGGAAUUCAAUUGAGAGGGUAUCAUGUGUUUUUAUGCCCCACUUUUGGGAUCUUAGUUUUCAACUUCAUAUUUAAAACAUUGAUUUAUGCAUGCGAACGGGCCCGCUGGGUUAAUCUUAGACAGUGCAUGGCUUGUACAGGGGUAGAUGGAGAAGACUUCUUCUUUUUGAUAGUAUUUGGUCUGUUUUUCAGACCCCUAUAACACACGUGACUGAGUGAGCGAGGGACAGAAAUGUGCCAAAUGCGUCAGUUCAUUCGUGUUGAGGUUGGUUUUGGUAUUAAAAAAAGGAAAAUGCUGUUACUUGCAUCUUUGUAUGUAUUUAUUACUCAGUGUAAUAAAUUGUAUUUUCAAUAUA